Messenger RNA from Acanthopagrus latus (yellowfin seabream), 2887 nucleotides. RefSeq names its product gastrulation brain homeobox 2 (gene gbx2). Gene Ontology annotation, molecular function: DNA-binding transcription factor activity, RNA polymerase II-specific; RNA polymerase II transcription regulatory region sequence-specific DNA binding. The record is from RefSeq and is a predicted model, not a curated record. The transcript is spliced from 3 exons. Bases 739 to 1788 code for a protein of 349 amino acids. Gene Ontology annotation, biological process: regulation of transcription by RNA polymerase II; regulation of nervous system development. Gene Ontology annotation, cellular component: nucleus. Lineage: Eukaryota; Metazoa; Chordata; Actinopteri; Spariformes; Sparidae.
GCAGCGCCGGUGGCAUCGACGAGCUUCGUAUUAAUUGAUGAGGAAGCCAUUACAGGAUUCAUUAAAAUGGAGUUUGAUGCCGAUGCGGGAGCAAAUAUUGUGAUUUAAAGCUCGGCUGUGCAGUUUUGCGGGAGAUGAAUCGCAGGAUAAUCACCCACAAAUGCCGACGUCUUCAAAACCUCAUCAUGACUCACAAACACACGAGCAGGAGGACGACGGGAGGCUUCAGCUGCAGGGACACACUAGAAAUCAGUUGUUGAUUCAAUUAUGAAGCUGAAUUUAUCAAAACAGGAGACCAAAGGCGAGCCAUCACAUCACCCACAGCCGACCAAUCAGGAGCCAGAGCGAGGCGAGGGGGCGGGGCUCGCCUGGAGAAGGCAGCGCAAUUAAACAGAGAGGAGCGCAAUUUAAAUCCAAAACGGCUCCGGACGCGCUGAGAGGCGGAAACACACACCGACACACACUCAGGCUCAGCCAGGCUCAGCGAGGCUCAGCGGGCGAGUGCAGGAGAAGUGUCCGCUGCCGAGGGACCGCAGUCCGGACAGGUUGGAGCGGAGCGCACGGUGCGUCAGGAGCAGUGUCCAUGUGUGCGCGGGGGACUCGCAGCUGAGCGGUCCGAUGGAAUGGUUCUGUUUACUCGGAUUAUCGUCGCUCUGAACUCGCUCUCCCCGCCGCGGCUCCUCCGGGGCUCCGUCCUCCCUCCGCGGCCGCCCACAGCGCUCCUUCUCCGGUCUUCAUAUGAGCGCAGCGUUCGCUCCGUCCUUCAUGGUGAUGCAGCGGCCACUCGGAAGCACCACCGCCUUCAGCAUUGACUCUCUGAUCGGGGGGCCCCCGCAGCCCAGCCCGGGACACUUCGUCUACACCGGCUACCCGAUGUUCAUGCCGUACCGGUCGGUGGUGCUGCAGCCGCCCCCGCCGCCGCCGCCGGCCCUGCAGCAGGCGCUCCCCGCCGGACACCACCCGCACCCGCAGAUGCCCAGCCUGCAGAGCGGCUUCUGCUCCAGCCUGGCACAGGGCCUGACGCAGGGCAUGGCGCUCACCUCCACGCUCAUGGCGUCGCUGCCCGGCGGCUUCUCCCCGUCCCAGCAGCACCAGGAGGCGGCCCGGAAGUUCGGCUCGCAGGCGCUGCACGCCGUGUUCGACAAAACUCAGGAGCUGCGGCUGGACGCGGAGGACGGGAAGAGCUUCCUGCAGGGGAAGGAGUCCGCGGGGCUGCCGGCCUUCCACGACACGGACACGGCGGUGCAGACCUCCACAGUCAGAGCUCACAGUAAAGACGAGUCCAAGGAGGACGACUGCGGCCGGAAGGACGAGAGCUUCUCCAUGGACUCCGACCUGGACUACAGCUCGGACGACAACCUCACGUCCAUGUGCCACAAGGAGGACGCGGACGGCGGCGGAGGAGGUCUGGACGACGGCCCGCACAUGCACGGUUCCGGCGGCGGCGGGUCCGGGGCGGGAGGCGGCGGCGGCGGGAAGAACCGGCGGCGGCGGACGGCGUUCACCAGCGAGCAGCUGCUGGAGCUGGAGAAGGAGUUCCACUGCAAGAAGUACCUGUCGCUCACCGAGCGCUCGCAGAUCGCGCAUGCGCUCAAGCUGAGCGAGGUGCAGGUGAAGAUCUGGUUCCAGAACCGGCGCGCCAAGUGGAAACGGGUCAAAGCCGGAAACGUCAACAACAAAUCCGGGGAGCCGUCCCGGAACCCCAAAAUAGUCGUUCCCAUCCCGGUGCACGUGAGCCGCUUCGCAAUAAGGAGUCAGCACCAGCAGAUGGAGCAGGCCAGACCGUAGAAGAAGAAGAGACUUCCGGAGAGCCGCCGAGCAAGGCAGCGAGGCUCGUGUCGAGGGUUCGGUUCUGAUUCUGAGCGACAUGUAGAUUAAAUCACACGAAUCAGAUUUAAAGAUACUUCCGGAUGAUUUGACUUCUGACGUCAACGUUUAAAUUAAUUUAAAUUAAACUGAACAGAUAAUGUGACGUCACCGACAGCUGAAGGAACCAGAAUCUGACCCGGUUCCUCCGAAGAGAAACAGUUAGAACAAUAUUUGAUUUCCGUGUUGUAAUAAAAACUGGAUUUUAAAAUGAAGCUGCUGAAAUUUAAUUUCAUCUGUUCAGUGAAUUCAUUUAGAAAAACGUCUCAGACUCAAACAGAAAUCAGAGAGUUGAUUUUAAACACGGACGAUUUUUAAAAGUCUCAUUAACAAAAGUUUUAAUUACACUUUUCACCCUGAUGACGUCAGUGAGAGGAAACUGCAGCGGCAAGAUUUUAAAUUUCGCCUUUUUUCAAACGGAGUCUGGUUUUAAUUCCCGAAAGACUUUUUUUUUUAAAAAUGACAGAUGAGUUCAGACGUCAUCAAUAUAUUGAUUACAGGUAAUUAAAACAAAUAAAUUAACACACAUGAAACCUCGACACGAGACUCAGCGGCGCGUGAAGCUGCGGGACGAACCGCAAAUCUGAUCUGAUCUGGAGCGACACCAAAUACUGUGCGUGAAGAAGAAGAGGAGGAGGAGGAGGACACGAGCUGACACCUCUCCUGUAAAUACACACGCGGGACCAAACUGCGGACAUCAGCGUGAUGACGUGUGCGCGUGAUUUUAACAUGUUGUUCUUUGGUUUCUUCUUCUUCUUCUUCUUCUUCUUCUCUGUUUCUGCUCCGCUCUCACGUCAUUUCUCCUCUUUUGGACAAAACGGACGCUGCUAAUUUAUUUAUAUAAAAAUGUGCAAAAGUAAGAAACAUUCCCCGAAGUAUGGAGGUAAAAAAGAAAAGAAAAGAAAGAUAUGAGUGUGAAUUAAACGAUGACACGUGCCCAGAUGUUCACAGCUGCUCUGUCUUCCUCAUUUAUUUAUUUCAGCUCAAAGUGUUUAAAUCUUUAAUAAAACACUUCUUCUCA